AUGUGGAGAACCCUCUUUGCGUUUACCACUGGCGACGGCUGGGGAUCGGUGGAUCUGACCUGCUGCAAGGAUUACCCCACUUCCAAGGGUUGUACCAAAUGCAAGACCUACGUCUGUAGCAGCACCAAAUCCUCCGACACCGGGUGUCACCAACUCUUCGCCUUGGACUGCGAACUCGUGUUCACCACAAUGGGUCUGGAAGUGGCUCGGGUGUCUCUGGCCAACGGAUCGAGCCAGAACGACGCUCUGGUCCAGCCCGAGCACGAGAUCAUCGACUUCAACACGCGCUUCUCCGGAGUCUCUUUCCCCUACGAACACGGACUCACGUGCCGCAGGUCUUUGAAAAGUGUUGCCCAAGAAUACCUUGGGAAACAUAUUCAAUCCAGUGCUACAGGUCAUGACUCCAUGGAGGACGCAACGGCCGCCCUGAGGUUGGUGCUGAAGAGAAUAAGGAUGGACCGCGAUGCCUCAGAUCCUCCGAAGUACCCCGCUGGCAAGUCCUCAUCCAAAAUCUGA
This is a messenger RNA of Homalodisca vitripennis (glassy-winged sharpshooter), 516 nucleotides long. RefSeq names its product exonuclease GOR-like. The record is from RefSeq and is a predicted model, not a curated record. Bases 1 to 516 code for a protein of 171 amino acids. The transcript has a single exon. Gene Ontology annotation, molecular function: exonuclease activity; nucleic acid binding. Gene Ontology annotation, cellular component: nucleus. NCBI's taxonomy places the organism in Eukaryota, Metazoa, Arthropoda, Insecta, Hemiptera, Cicadellidae.